AUGUCCAACAUUGCAAAGCUCGAGUUUGCAGCACUUGAAGUUAGUGGGAAAAACUAUGUGUCAUGGAUGAUAGAUUUAAAAAUGCAUCUUGAGUCCAUGGGAAUCUCAAAUGCUAUAUAUGAAUUUAAUAAUUGUUUGGCACAAGACAAAGCAAAAGCACAAAAUCUUUUGAAAGAAAGAUUUGAUCAUCAAAAGGAAGUUAUACUUCCAAAUGCUAGAGAUAAAUGGAGAACACUGAGGUUUCAAGACUUCAAAAAAGUAAAUAAAUACAACUCAGCUUUGUUCAGAAUAUGUUCACAACUCAAGUAUUGUGGACAAGAAGUUACCGAUGAAGAUAUGUUGGAGAAAACUUACUCCACAUUUCAUGCAACAAACAUUACCUUGAUGCAACAAUAUCGGAUGCAAAUGUUCACAAGGGAACUGAAUGCAUGUCUGCUCGUUGCAGAGCAAAACAAUGAACUCUUGAUGAAAAACGAUGAAUCUCGUCCAACAGGAUCAGUAGCACUUCCUGAAGCAAGUGCUACAAAUAUUGAUGGUCAUCGAAACAAUACACGUGGACGAGGGCGUGGUCGUUUUCGAGGACGAGGUCGUGGCUAUUUUAAUCGAAACCAAAGCCAUAAUCAGAACCAUAAUUUUGGUUAUGGACAAGGUAAUAAUCGUGGUCAUGGCCAGAAAAGGAAUAAUUACCAAUAUUCACAAAGAAACAAUGUCCACACACAAGAUAAGGCCAAAGUGGCAAGGCAUGACACUGGGACAUCACAAAAAUCUGAUGGUUCAUGUUAUAGAUGUGGUAGCACAGGCCAUUGGUCAAGGACCUAUCGCACAUCUGCACAUCUUUAUCAACUUUAUCAAGAGUCCAUUAAAGGAAAAGGAAAAGAAGCAAACCUCAUUGAUAAUGUUGAAUUCACUCCGCUAAAUGUUGCUGAUUUCUAUAAUGACAUGGAAGACAUAAACUAA
Lactuca sativa (garden lettuce) is the source of this 957-nucleotide messenger RNA. RefSeq lists its product as uncharacterized. Gene Ontology annotation, molecular function: zinc ion binding; nucleic acid binding. Lineage: Eukaryota; Viridiplantae; Streptophyta; Magnoliopsida; Asterales; Asteraceae. The record is from RefSeq and is a predicted model, not a curated record.